GCUGAUGAGAAGUCCUUUGACUUCAAACCGGGCUUCAUGACCUCUUUUCUUGACUUCCUGAAGACAGGCAAAAAGCAGUCAGGCCUUGAACCCGGACAUGACGGACAUGAGCAGGAGUCCCUGGAUCUGUGUUCCUCUCUGAAGGGGGGGAUCAGACCCUUAUCCUCACUUCCUCCUGCUCUACUACCGACUCCUCCACAGAAGGCUGCAGGAACAUUUAGCGGGGGGGGGCAGUGUGACGGGGCAGACCUGGCUCUCAGCAGCUGCAAGCCACUGGACGAGGAUCUGAAGAGGAACCUGGAGACGCUGCCGUCCUUCUCCUCUGAUGAGGAGGACUCAGUCAGUAAGAACCAAGACCUGCAGAAGAGCAUCUCCUCGGCCAUCUCCGCCCUCUACGACACUCCGCACUCAUUGGCUGCUGCAAUGGCUUGUGCCAUGGCUAAGGCCCUGCCCACCCUGUCCCCGCCCACCCCACAGGAGUCCCCGCUCAGCCCCACCCUUCCCGCCAUGCCUCCACUCAUCCCCAGUAUGGAAAAUGGAAAAGAGGAGGUGCUAAUGUACACACAGGAUCACAUACAGGACAAAGAAGAGGAGAACUUGGUCUCCCCGCAGACCAAUACAGAGAGAGCAGAGGGGAGGGAGGAGAAGGAGGGACGAGAGAAGGAGCAGCAGGGAGGCAGUGAGGAAACAAGACGAGAUCCACAGGGUCUGCUGCAGGGAGCACUGGCAGAGCAGCAGGAGAAGGAAGAGGAGGAAAGGAGGUCUGAAGUGCAGACUCCCGAGGUCCUGGAGGUUGAAGGUCCUCCAUCAGACCUUUCCCCUGCUCCUCCCUCUCCAUCACCACCCCUCUCCGCCUCACCCCCAUCCAAUUGUUCCCCCCCGCCCCUCCCUCCCCUGAGUCUCUCCGUCCCCCCCCAGCUGCUGGUCCUGCAGGAGGAUCCUCUGUCUGAGCAGCUGGAGUUCUCCUUCCAACCGGCUCCCCCUGCAGGCUCCACCUCCCCUCCCACCAUCUUCUCCUCCCCCCUCUCCAACCUUCCCUUGAGCCAGUCCAUUCCCCCGCCCUCCACCACACCUCCCCCUUCAUCCUCUGAUCAGGACCAGGAGCCUGAAGCUGAGCAGCCUUCCCCCUUCUCACUCACCUCUUCCUCACCCUCUUCACCCUCCUCUUCAUCCUCCUCUCCGCCACCAUCCCCUCCAACCCCUGAGGAGCCCCCGGCGUCUCAGCGUCUGACUUCCCUCCACCUAGCCAAGAAGCAGGCAGAUGCCGCCAUAGCUGGGGAGAGUGAGGAGGAGGACAGCGAGAGCGGUGGGGAGGGAAUCUUCCGUGAGCGGGACGAAUUUGUGGUUCGCACUGAAGACAUUGGCACGCUGAAGGUAUUUACACUUUGUCUUUGUUGA
This is a messenger RNA of Notothenia coriiceps (black rockcod), 1398 nucleotides long. RefSeq names its product proline-rich protein 12-like. The annotation marks the transcript as partial. The record is from RefSeq and is a predicted model, not a curated record. NCBI's taxonomy places the organism in Eukaryota, Metazoa, Chordata, Actinopteri, Perciformes, Nototheniidae. The transcript has 2 exons.